This is a messenger RNA of Formica exsecta, 1975 nucleotides long. It is a transcript of the gene Fpps, whose product is annotated as farnesyl pyrophosphate synthase. NCBI's taxonomy places the organism in Eukaryota, Metazoa, Arthropoda, Insecta, Hymenoptera, Formicidae. Gene Ontology annotation, biological process: trans, trans-farnesyl diphosphate biosynthetic process. The transcript has 8 exons. Gene Ontology annotation, molecular function: dimethylallyltranstransferase activity; (2E,6E)-farnesyl diphosphate synthase activity. Gene Ontology annotation, cellular component: cytoplasm; mitochondrion. The coding region runs from base 667 to 1878 and encodes 403 amino acids. The record is from RefSeq and is a predicted model, not a curated record.
CUAUGCAGAGUUUUUAACGCGAAUUAUCCCUUCGUGAAUGGUUUUAAUAGGAACAUCUUCGCGAUUCAGCCGGUUGAGAAUCACUGAUUUAUUUACGUAAGAUUACGAACUCGUCCGAAGCGUGCAAUCGGACUCGGCCGAAGCGUCUGCCUGUGAUCCCUCCUUAUCGUUAAUCUCAGCUAGCUGUUUCGCGUAGAAACGGGCCGUCCAUACGUGAUACUUCGGUUCAUGGUCCAUGGACUCUAUGGUAUAAUGAGCAAUCUAUAUACAGAUACCGGCGUCACGUAGCGAUGUAGUGAUCGCCAGGUGAUAUAAAGCGCUAGAUCUGUGUUUUUGUCGCGCGGGAGCGUCGUGACGUUAUUCACGUGACUACAUCCGGGGUCGGAGUCCGGCGACGGUAAUCUUCUAAUCAUUGGCGCCGAUUGUUGUGCUACCCUGCUACCUCUUGUCCAUUAUAUUUCUUCAUUUCCUCUCCGAUUCAUAACGCCGUUAACAAAUACGGCGCGCCGCGAGUGCUCGGUGCGGCUCAUACGUGUCCGUCUGUCUUCGCGUGUCGUUUAACUUUCGCGGAUCGGGAUCUCGGGCGUGUUCGAUUCGACUCGACUCGACUCCUGGACCUCGCAUUCAAGGAUAUAGUGCUUCGAAGGUGCUCCGAUAUAUCCGAAUAUGUCGUCUGUCGCGCGGAAUCGCUUCUUAUCAGCGCUCGGCGUCGCACAACGUCUCCUCACCGCCGAACACGCGCACGUCGCGAUGCGCGCGUACUCCUCUGGUCAUCACGGCAAAGCAGUGUAUUGCAGAACAAUGGAAUCUACAGUACGGAUGGCUCAUUACGCGACAAAACCGAUAUUUACAAACAAGGACGAAACUCGCGAAUUGAUGGCCAUAUGGCCAGAUAUUGUUCGUGAUAUUACGGAUUCUAUAGAAAUCCCAGAGGUUUCCAAAUGGAUAGCAAAAGUAUUGCAGUAUAAUGUUCCAGGAGGAAAAAAAAAUCGCGGUUUAGCAUUAAUUUAUGCCUAUAAAUUACUGGCAACUAACGAUCAACUUACGGAGGACAACAUCCGCCUAGCACGAAUUCUAGCAUGGUGUGUGGAACUGGUGCAAGCUUAUUUUCUUUUGCUCGAUGAUAUCCAGGAUCGAUCGUUAUUUCGCCGAAAUCAACCAUGUUGGUAUCGUCAUAAUAAUAUAGGUUUAGCGGCAAUUAAUGAUGCUACAUUGUUAAAUAGUGCUAUAUAUUUUCUGAUUAAAAAACAUUUCAAAGGGAAAGAAUGCUAUGUUGAUAUACUUGAAACAUUUCAUAACAUGACACAGAUGACAUCAUCGGGCCAGUCUUUAGAUUUGCUCUCGACUAAUUUUGGUAAAAAGCCAGAUCUGGAUUUAUUUACAAUGGAUCGAUACAAUUCCAUUGUCAAGUUUAAAUGUUCGUAUUAUACAUUCAUCUUGCCAAUAACCAUAGCAAUGCAUUUUGCUGGAAUAAAGGAUCUGGAAAUGUUAAGACAAACGAAAACGAUUCUGUUUGAAAUGGGACAUUUCUUCCAAGUCCAAGACGAUUAUCUGGGUUGUUAUGGGAAGCCUGAGGUCAUUGGCAAGGAUAAUACUGAUAUACAAGAGGGGAAAUGUACAUGGUUGAUUGUUGUGGCACUUCAACGUGCUGUACCAGAGCAACGUAAAAUUUUAAAAGAAUGUUAUGGAGUAUCGGAUCUAGAGAAAGAGCAAUGUGUGAAACAACUAUACAAUGAUCUGGGUUUGCCAAACACUUAUUCCAUAUAUGAAGAAGAGACAUAUAAUCUAUUAAACACCCAUAUACAGCAAAUAUCACGUGGUUUGCCACAUGAUCUUUUCUUGAAGCUACUGGAUAACAUUCAUCGUAGAGUGUCGUGAAAGCAUCACUUGUACAUUGAAGAAAGAAACUAAUGUGUAUUCAGAUUAUAGAAUUAAAGUCAAUGAACAAGAUGUGUUCUGCCAAUGUCUGAGAACA